AUGUCGUCGCACGGGUCUCACGAUGCCGCCAGCAGCGGCGCCGAGAAGACGGCCGCCUCUCACGACAUCGAGCCUGUCGGCGUCCGCCAACGCAUCCCCAUCGUCAAGGCCGGCCAUGGCGAGGCCGCCAAGGUCGAAGGCGCCCAGGAGAAAACAGUCCAUAACGUGAGCCUCGACAACUCGCCCUCGCCCUCGCCCUCGCCCUCGCCCUCGCCCCCGCCCCCGGCCAAGGCCGAGUUCUUCGCCGCCGUCCAAGAGUCGGAAAUCAGAGCCUGGAGCAAGCAGUCGCUCCUGCUCUACUACUGCAUCUUCGUUGCCUUUUGCUGCGCCUGCGCCAACGGCUAUGACGGCAGUCUGAUGACGUCCAUCAUUGCCAUGGACCACUUUCAAAACGUAUUCCAGACCGGCAAGACGGGCACUCAGGUGUCGGUCAUCUUCUCCCUCUACACUGUGUUGGUCUCCCCGAGUCCCCGGGCGCCGUCUGGUUCCAUGGUCGGCGCUCCGUUUGCCGCCGUGCUCUCGGAUCGUUUCGGGCGCAGGAAGGGCAUGUUUUGCGGUGCCAUUGUCAUCAUUCUCGGCUCCAUCAUCAUCGCCAGCUCCGGCACGCUCCCGCAGUUCGUCGUCGGCCGCUUCAUUCUCGGCUUCGGCAUCUCCAUCAUGACGGUGGCUGCUCCGGCAUACGCCAUCGAGAUCGCGCCGCCGCACUGGCGUGGCCGCUGCACGGGCUUCUACAACUGCGGAUGGUUUGGUGGUUCCAUCCCGGCCGCCAUCGUCACGUUCGGCACCAACUACAUCGACAACGACUACUCGUGGCGCAUCCCGUUGAUCCUCCAGGCCUUUACCUGCCUUAUCGUUUUGGGCUCCGUCUUCUUCCUCCCCGAAUCGCCGCGCUUCCUGAUGGCCAACGGACGCGAGGAAGAGGCCAUCGCCUUCCUGACCAAGUUCCACGGCAACGGCAACCGCGAGGCGAAGCUAGUCGUGCUCCAGGUCGAGGAGAUGAGGGAGGGCAUCGCGCUCGACGGCAUCGACAAGGUGUGGUGGGACUACCGCCCGCUCUUCCUCACCCACAGCGGCCGCUGGCGCAUGGCCCAGGUGCUCAUGAUUUCCAUCUUCGGCCAGUUCUCCGGAAACGGCUUGGGCUACUUCAACACGGUCAUUUUCGAGAACCUCGGCGUCAAGAGCGUCCCGACCCAGCUCGGCUACAACAUUCUCAACCAGGUCCUGUCGGCCGUCGGCGCCCUGACGGCUGUUGCCUUCACUGACAGGAUGCCCCGCCGCAAGGUGCUCAUUAUUGGAACGCUGCUCUGCUCGGCCACGCUCGCCACCAACUCGGGUCUCUCGGCUGCCCUUGCCAACCAGGGCGCAAACAUCGACAUCUCGUACGGCCAGGGUGCCCUGGCCUCGUACUUCCUCUUCAACGUCAUCUUCUCCUUCACCUACACGCCCCUGCAGGGAGCCAUCCCCACCGAGGCUCUUGAGACGACUACGCGCGCCAAGGGCCUCGCUCUCUCGGGCUUCCUCGUCAAUGCUGUCGGCUUCAUCAACCAGUUCGCCGGACCCAUUGCUCUCGGCAACAUUGGUUACCAAUACAUCUACGUCUUUGUCGGCUGGGAUGUCGUCGAGGCCCUCCUGUGGUACCUGUUUGGUGUCGAGUCGCAGGGCCGCACCAUCGAGCAGCUCGAGUGGGUCUACCAGCAGCCCAACCCGGUCAAGGCGUCGCUCCAGGUCGACAAGGUCAUCGUGGCCGAUGGAAAGGUCUUGGAGAAGGUCGUCGACGUGACUGCCUGA
This is a messenger RNA of Lasiosphaeria miniovina, 1788 nucleotides long. RefSeq names its product lactose permease. Gene Ontology annotation, molecular function: carbohydrate:proton symporter activity. Gene Ontology annotation, biological process: carbohydrate transport; transmembrane transport. Gene Ontology annotation, cellular component: membrane. The transcript has 5 exons. The record is from RefSeq and is a predicted model, not a curated record. Lineage: Eukaryota; Fungi; Ascomycota; Sordariomycetes; Sordariales; Lasiosphaeriaceae. The coding region runs from base 1 to 1788 and encodes 595 amino acids.